This is a messenger RNA of Xiphophorus hellerii (green swordtail), 2530 nucleotides long. It is a transcript of the gene cdhr5a, whose product is annotated as cadherin-related family member 5a. The record is from RefSeq and is a predicted model, not a curated record. Gene Ontology annotation, biological process: homophilic cell-cell adhesion; cell-cell junction assembly; cell migration. The transcript has 13 exons. Gene Ontology annotation, molecular function: beta-catenin binding; calcium ion binding; cadherin binding. NCBI's taxonomy places the organism in Eukaryota, Metazoa, Chordata, Actinopteri, Cyprinodontiformes, Poeciliidae. Gene Ontology annotation, cellular component: membrane; adherens junction; catenin complex. Bases 74 to 2236 code for a protein of 720 amino acids.
CCGGUACCAGCUGGUACCGCGGGCGCCUCGUCCUCCUCUGGACUUCAUUCGCCGCUGCCUCUAGAACCGGGACAUGGAACUGAAAUCCAAGAAGCAACCUGCGGACGUUCUGCUCGGAUGCAUCGUCGCCUUCUGCUUUUCCACGCCGUGCUGGGCUCAGAGACUCUGCACGGUGCCGCCCGGCCCGGUAACCAUCCCUGAAAACAACACGGCCGACAUCCAGGUGGUGAAGAUCAUCUCCAGCAGCGAUGCGACUCUGAGCGUCUCGGUGAACCCGGAGGAUCUGUUCUACGUCAAAGGCAACGUCCUGAUGGUGAAGAAAGGCCUGGAUUACGAGUCCCUUUCCAGUCCCACUCUGGUGGUUUGGGUGAAGUGCAGCAAAGCCGGCUCCAGUUCUGUGAACGAGUCUGUGGAGGUUCUGGUGGAAAACGUGAACGAUAAUCCUCCGAACUUCGCCCAGAACCACUACGUUCUGGACGUGAACGAGCUCGCUCCAGUGAACUCCAGCGUCGGACUCAUAGAAGCAACGGAUGUUGAUUCAGAGCCGCUUUAUUAUCGCUUAGAGUCUGCAACUACACAAAUUUCUCAGGAGAAAUAUUUCCGUCUGGAGAACAUCAACACACCAAAGAUCCUUGUGAAAAGCCUCCUGGACUACGAUGUGGUGCAGAAGAUCUCUCUGGUGUUGCACGUUCAGGUACAGGAAGGACGUUCGUCUGUUUUUCUUUUGGUUUGCUCCCUGACGUUUAUCUUCCACUCCCAGGACACGUUCAACGGUUCGGCCUCCAACGAGCCGUUCUUCACCUCCGUGGCCACGAUCACGGUCCAGGUGAGGGACGUGGAUAACCGGCCGCCCUGGUUCCAGCCGUGUCUCAGGACAAGCUUAGGACUGGCCAAGCUUUGCGUCAGCGGCGGCUACAGAGGCAAAGUCAACCUGACCGAGAAGGAAGAAGGCCCGUUGGUUCUGGAGCCCGGCCCGGUUUUCGCCAGAGAUGGAGACAGGAACCGCAGCGAGCCGAUCAGCUACAGGAUGUUACGAGGGAAUGAAGGGAAUAUAUUCCAAAUUGAUGAAGACACAGGGAACAUUACAAUGACCAAAGCUGCAGAUAUCGUUGGCCCAAUCAUUCUGACAAUCCUGGCUUCGCAGGUGAACAACAGGGAUCAGUUUGCAGUGACUCAGGUGACCAUAGAGGUGAUGAAGAAGAGCAGGAACCCUCCGCGCUUUGAGAAAGAGCGAUUCGAGGGAUUCAUCUACAGCAACUCCAUCCCAGAGAGCAUGAUACUCCGAGACCGGACCACCAACAGACCCUUCAGGGUCCGAGCCCGCGACGAAGACUUCGCAAGUGGUCUGAACCCGGACAUGAAGUAUGAGGUUCAGUACAGCAGCUACGUCAACGUGACUCCCGACGGCUUCGUGAUCCUGAAGAGAGUGGUGAAGACGGAGUCCUUCGCCCUUCAGCUCAGAGCCGUGGAUUCGGUCACAGGAGAGUUUGGGACUGCAGCGCUCUCUGUUCAAGUCAUACCUGCCGUGGCCGUCCCGUCUCCGUCGAACAUCGGCUAUCGGCCCGGCGACAUGGCGCUGCUCGGUCUCAUCAUGGCGGCUCUCCUGGUUCUCUCCCUCAUCGUGAUUGGCUUCUUGAUUUCCCGCCUGUGGAAGGAAAACACGAGUCUCGAGAAAAUUUGUGAGUGCCUGGGUCCCUGCCUGCGGUCCGACCGGCCUCGGUCCGGCCACAGAGACUCCCUCCAGUUCACCAACGACGGAUUCCAGAACGAGGCCGACCCGAGCCGAGGCAAACGCUGGAACAACGUGCUGCCCCGGCGCAGCACCUUCCCCCAGCCCCGGAGCCGCAUCCUGCCCCUGGAGAGGCGGAGCCGCCACUGCUCCACCUGUGGCGUCUACGCCAACCACGUCACCAAGGGGAGCCCAUCGGUGCGGAGGAGCAGGAGCGACGGCGACGAGUACGGCAUGAGGUCCAUCCUGUCCAAGCAGCGCCGCAAGGAGGGGCAGAAGACGGUGUGGUUCAAGGAGAGCGAGGACUCCUCGGACAUCGAAGUGGAGAUCAUCCCCGACUCGGUGGGCCGGGUGGAGGAGGAGACAGAGGAGGAGCUGGAGGUGGAGAUGGAGGGGGUGGUGAGAGACCCCGCCGCCCCGCUCAGAGACCCGGAGACGGAGCGGGAGAACCAGAGCGACGAGCCGGAUCCGGGAGACGGCUCGGAGGAGAAGGAGCAGGAGCGCUGAGGUCAGAGGUCAGACUGAGCUGAACGUUGCUGGUUUUAUGAUACAGUUCAGACUCUGGUCCAGCAGUUCCAGGAUGGCGUUCCCAGGAUUCCCUGAGCUGCUUCCAAACAGGAACCCACAGAUCGGAGCAGCUUUUAUCCGGAGGUCCGGAAACGUGGCGUCACCGACCGGGACCAGAAACUCUCGUUGGCGAGUUCAAGAUAACCUGGGACGCCCGUUUCCUCAAAGUGUUGGGAGACAAUUUUUAUAAUAAAAGACAAAACAAAAAAAAAAAAAAAGGAGUUGAAGGAUUUA